Messenger RNA from Perca fluviatilis (European perch), 12996 nucleotides. RefSeq names its product fibrocystin-L-like. The record is from RefSeq and is a predicted model, not a curated record. The transcript has 77 exons. NCBI's taxonomy places the organism in Eukaryota, Metazoa, Chordata, Actinopteri, Perciformes, Percidae. The coding region runs from base 19 to 12690 and encodes 4223 amino acids.
UCUGGGAAAAUCUCCAGGAUGGAGUCCCUGGUUAAACCGGCGGCUCUCCUCCUCGCACUUUGGUGCUGCUGCUGCAGUGCUCAACAACGCGUUGACUACAUAUCUCCGAAUGCAGGCAGCUUCAAUGGAGCAACACGACUCACCAUUUCCGGAGACGGUUUUGCCCAGGAGAAACAGUUCCAGCUAAAUCCAAAAGAUGACACAUUUGGCAACCGUGUGACCCUGGUGUCAGAUACCCUGUCAGUCCCCUGUGAUGUGGAGAGAGACUCAACACACGGCAACCGGAUCAUGUGUUACACCAGAGCCAUGCCAACUGGUCAGUACAUGGUCCGUGUCAGUGUGGACGGUGUUCCCAUUCCUGAUAGAUAUUUGUGUGGAGGCGUGGUGUACAGAUCAUACCAGUGCAGCUUCAAUCCUGUCUUGUAUCGCACACCUACUAUCUACUCUCUGAGUCCAGUCAGUGGUCCCCCAGGCACCUUGGUGACACUGCGAGGACGUAUCUUCUCUGAUGUGUAUGGAAGCAACACUGACACAAGCUCCAACGGCCUCAAUGUCAGAUUUCUGAGAGCCUACAUGGGAGGGAUGCCAUGCGAGCUGCUUAAACCACAGUCAGAUGAACUAUAUGGCCUACAACUGGACUAUAAAUACUCUCAGUGGGGAUACAUGAGCUGCAAAAUGACGGGGACGUAUGUUGGGCAUCACAACUUGAGUUACAUUCUUGAUAGUGAUUAUGGAAGGAGUUUUUCAGAAAAGAACCUGUACAGGGUUUCAGCUUUGGGCAAGCUCUCCAUGUUUCAGACCUUUGCAGAAGUGACAGGAGUCUCCCCAUCCAUGGGCAGUGUCCUGGGUGGAACCCUGUUGACCAUCUACGGCCGCUUCUUCGACCAAACCGAUCGGCCAGCACGUGUUCUCGUGGGAGGCCUGCCUUGUGAAAUCCAGAGUGUGUCGGAUGACAGAAUUACUUGCAGAACCAAAAAACACGAGAUGAACAACAAGCUGACAGUCUACCCAGGUGGAAGAGGCUUGAAGAUGGAGGUGUGGAACAAAACACUAUCCUCAUACCUGACGGACAUUUGGAGCUACAAUGAAAACACAACUGGAUACUGGACACAGUGGAUCGACUCCAUGCCCCACGUCUUAGCAUUGGAAAAUAAUUAUUUCAGCUCACGAUCCAGGGGCUUCCUUGUUCCUCCAGCCAGCGCCAACUACACAAUAUACCUCAGCUGUUAUUACCAAUGUGAGCUCUACCUCAGCAACUCCAGUCGCCCAGAAGACAAGGUUAAAGUUGCGUACCAGACAAGUUUUGUCAAAUUGGCUCUGGAGGAAGGAAAACCUUACUACAUUGAAAUACUACAUCAAGGAUAUGCCGGUGCAGCUAGUGUCAACCUCGCCAUUUUCCAAGAGGAGAGUUCCUUUACAGAAGACCAGGCAGACGGUGCUGUCAAUGAGGUUCAGGAUAUCGAGGUUAAAUAUGACGUGUUCGAUGAGGAACAGGUGGUAACCUUUGGGUCCUGGCCCAGAAAUGUCACUGCAGUUAAAGAGGUCCAGAAGGUUACUGUCAGCAGCUGUGACAGCAAUCUUUGUGGGAGCACCUUCUUCAGCCUCGGCUACGAAGAUGCAAUGACAGGACCAAUUCCCAUCAGUGCCUCAGCAGCUAUAGUGGAGGCCUCCUUGAACAGCCUUUGGUCCAUCAAACCAGACAAAGUCCAGGUCACCAAAGAGGUCGAUAACCAAGAAUCUCACUACACCGUCACAUUUGAUUCUGACAGAGGGGAUUUUAAACCUCUUCACUGGGAAGUUUUUGGCUCUGACACUAACAUCACUGUUGCUGAGGUAACAAAGGGGAGAAGCAACACGAAGACCUUCACUCUGCUCUGGGGGGGAAUCCCUACAAAGCCCAUCGCCUUCAAUGCAACUGAGUCUGAGGUGCGGUCAGCUCUAGUGGACAUGAUGAAACCUGAGUGUCCUGAUGAGAUCCUGACCCCUGAAGGGACUAAUGUGAAAUACUUCAAAGACUUUGAAAAUGACAACCCUCAGUUCAAUAGUGUAAUAGGGACUCCAGUGAAAAACGCUUUCUGUGGCCUGUGGUCGCUGAAGAACGUAGAGGUACUUUUCAAGUACAGUUACAUCAACGAGUAUGGUGUGAGCUACGGACCAGUUUCUUUGGACAAUUUUCCAACGCUUUGCUUUGCAUACAAGGGAAUGUUGAAGGAUGAAGUUGGAAUGAAGUUCACUUACCGCGACAGCCAAGGCAACACCCAGACAGAGACGGCGAAGAUCAACACUCUCUUCACCAAGGGCCAAGGAUGGAGUUACAAAUGCAUGGAUCUGCAGAGUUCCCUGCAGACAGAAUACAUAGGAAGCAGUUACAGUCUGCAGGAGUUUUACCUCUACAAAGACGUCUCUGGUGCAGAUUUCUAUGUGGAUGCCGUUUACAUCGGAAAGACACCCACCACAGUUGAUGAAAAUGCUGUUCCCCAGAAGAGAAGGCCUCCACCCUUUGAAAGCUCUGGUCGUUCUUUCGAGGUGAUCGCUGUUAGCAAAGCCCAAUCAACUGCUUCACAGAUCAGCUACACGAUCAAAGCCACACCACUUGAAUGUGCCUUUGAUUUCCCACUGAUAGAAGUUGGCUUCUUGGAGAUGUCCAACAGCAGCGAGGACAUGGCUGAGUACAGAGAAGGAGCAGCCACCAUCAGGAUCACUCGCCCUCACAGAGCCACCCCUCCUCUGAACGGCACCUUUGAUGUGGGGAUUUAUGGAGGCCGAGCUGAAGGUCUGCCAGUGGACAUCAGUGAGAAGGACCUGAAGUACGCUCUGGAGGGAAUCGCAGGGAUGGGUCAGGUCAGCGUCACAUGGCAGGGAAGCUGCAGAAGGGCCAAGUGGACGGUUAAGUGGCUCACCAAACCUGGAGACCAGCCUCUGAUCCAGGUUGACGGCUCGUCGGUUGUCGGAAAUAAUGCAGUUGUUUUAGCACUUGAGAAAGUAAAGGGAGGAUUGUUGAGGCGCAGCAUGACAGGAGAUUUCUUUCGAGUCUGGGAAACCAAAGCACAGGUGGAGGUUUACAUCAACGGCAUUCCCUCAAAGUGCUCUGGUGACUGUGGGUUCGAAUGGUCUGACAACAAGACUCCAGUUGUGACUGGAAUCAGUCCAUCGCAAGGGUCUAAUGGCCUGGGCACUCUGUUGACUGUCACUGGAACUGGCUUCGGUAGUGAGAAUGCCUCCAUCAUUGUGGGAAAGACCCGAUGCCUUGUUGAACAGAUCACCGCUACCACUCAGGUGUGCAGACUGGGCAGCGCCAGUGCUGGUUCCUACCCCGUGUUCAUCGGCUUCCCCUCUCUGGGUGAUUCCCGAUCCACAGGAGGCAACAUCUUCCACUUCACCUACCAGCUCAUUGUUUCCUCUUUCUCUCCGCUCUCUGGAAGCGUGGCAGGAGGCACGCUGCUGACAGUGAGAGGUUUCGGCUUCAGCCAGAACAGCACAGUUACUGUCGGCAGUGACGAGUGCACCGUGGUUCAUGCCAGUGACACUGAGCUGAAAUGCAGAACGCCGGCAGGGACUGCGGGAUCCCAGAAUAUCACAGUGAUGGUGGGAAACAUGAGUCAGACAGCCGCCAGCUCCUUCACAUACGAUACUAAUCUUACAGCCCAGAUCUCAGGCCUGAGUCCCCGCACCACCACUGUGAUUGGACAUGAAGUUCUCACCAUCCAGGGCUCAAACCUGGGAGGCCAAGACAAUGACAGCAUCGUGUUGGUUGGCGGGGAAGAGUGUGUGACUGUGCAGUGGGCGGCGACGAGCAUCACCUGCCUUCUCCCUGUGCUGCCGCCUGGCGUUUACAUGGUGGAUGUGCAGGUUGGAAACAAUGGCUACCCUCAGACAAGCAACGGUGUAAACGCCACCAUUGAAUACAUCCUGGAAGUCUACAGCAUCUCCCCACUGCUCGGCUCCUUGAUGGGAGGAACCAGGCUGACUGUUUCUGGAUCUGGUUUCAGCAACAACACCUCUGACAACAAAGUCUCCUUUGGAGGAGUUCAGUGUGAAGUGAUGGCCGCCUCAGAGAAUGAACUGCAGUGUGUUAUGCAGUCAGACCAGAAGACCCACGUCGUCACCAAUCAGGGAUUCGACCGCACUUAUGGAGAGGGGUUUGCAUGGAGCCCUGCCUCACUUCCGGUGUUUGUUGGAGACACGGUUGUGUGGCGUUGGGAGGCACCAGCCUUCCAGAUAGUCAGGUACCGGGUCUUCAGUGUUUCCAGCCCGGGCAGCACCACCCACGAAGGACCAUUCAACAGCGGAGAGACCAAGACACCCAAAGGUUUUUUUUUUUUUUUUUUUUGCUCACCGGGGUUUCGAUACGUGCAUAUUACUGCAUCUGGUGUUUUGUAUUACUACAGCAGUGGCUACGUAGAUGAUGCCAACGUCAGACUGCUGCAGGGAGUCGUGAAAGUCGUGGCUCGGGAGGAGAUUAGCAGCAAAGUCUCUGUCAGCGUGGGAGGCAUGGAGGCCAGACACAUGACAGGUUUACAUCCUGUCUCCACAGCAGCCCCACAGUGCGUCGCCUCCCCACACUGCCCUCAGACCAACGAGACCUCAGACGGCCUUUCCUUCAGCGUCAUGGCCUGCUCCACCCCCACAGUCCACUCCAUCUCUCCCAACCAGGGAUCAUACCACCAGAUCAUCCACAUUCAGGGAAAUGGCUUCAGCGACACUGCCUGCGCUAAUGAGGUGACAGUGGGAGAUCAGCCCUGUCAGGUGUUCAACAGCUCUUACUCUGAGAUCAAAUGCCAGCUCAGCCCGGAAAGCGAACUACCCAUCGGUGUUGCUCUCCCCGUAGCCGUCCGAGUCAACAACCUCGGCAGCGCCAUCAUCGCCGUACCAGACGAGCUCGGCCGCCGUUUUGUGGUUCUGCCUGUGGUCGACUCGGUCUCGCCUCCUAUCGGCAGCCCCACCGGCCACACGCGGCUCCUCAUCCACGGCUCUGGUUUCUCUGGAGGACAAGUGACUGUAGCCAGCGAGCCGUGCUCCGUCGUGUCAGUCAGUUACACUUGGGUUACCUGUGACACCUCUCCUUCUCAGCCACACGAUGGUGAUGUCGUCUUCUACAUGGGCAAGAUCCAAAGCUCCUGUCAUUCAAACUGCUCCUUCGAGUACUCCUCCUCCGUCACUCCCACGGUCUCCAGUAUUUCCCCCGGCAGCAUCAGCAACCUAACCACUGUCACCAUCUCUGGCUCAGGGUUUGGCAGCAGUGUGGAUGACGUGGCAGUCUUUGCCAGCACCUCAGAGCUGGAAGUCAUCGCCGUGACUGAUGACAACAUUACGCUGAGCGUAAACGCUCUGCCUGCGGGCGACCACCCAGUCAAAGUAAUUGUGAGAAGCAAAGGCCUUGCGUCCGGUUCUGUCACCCUGAACAGUCGUGCCCAGGCUGCCCUCCACCCAGAUGUGGGCAGCCUGGCAGGAGGAACCUCUCUUGUCUUCACUGGAAACGGCUUCGCUCCAGGGAACACCAGCGUGAUGGUCGGUGGCAGACCCUGCCAGAUUCAGGAGGUGACGCCGGGGCGGCUUCGUUGCCUGACGCCUCCUCACACUGAGGGGCUGGUGACCGCUAACAUCCAGGUCUUUUCGGUGCAGUAUCCUCCUCUCAACUUCACCUACUCUGCAGCCCACACUCCUGUCAUCAGCUCCAUCAGCCCCCCCACUGGGCCGAGCGGUGCAGUCAUCACACUGACAGGUUCAGGAUUUGACAACGACUCCCAGCACAUCUCCGUCACCAUAAACCAAGUCCCGUGUGUCGUGUCUGCCGUCUCCAACACGCAGGUUCAGUGCACUGCAGGAGACAACCCAGGGGGGGCGUACCCAGUCAUGCUGCAUCACCAGGUCAAAGGUCACGCCCAGUCAGGUGUCAUGUUCACGUAUGAGCUGACUCUGAGCAGCGUGCAGCCCAAUGAGGGCAGUUAUGGUGGCGGCGCUCUGCUGUUGGUGCAGGGUUCUGGGUUCGACCCACACAGCUCCACUGUGAGGAUCUGCGGGGAGGAGUGUGAAGUUCACAGAGAAAUGUCCACAUCGACCUGUCUGUACUGCCAGUCUCCAUCCAUCAAUGGCACUCUGUCGGUGCUGAGCUGCGUGGUUGACGUCAUUAACCAGCUGGAUGCCGUCAACAUAUCAAAUGGCUACACCUACAAAUCUCAAUUGACUCCGGUGAUCAUGGAUGUUUCUCCACGGAGAGGAGGCACCGCUGGAGGCACCCGGCUUACAAUCACCGGUUCCGGUUUCAGCACCAACAUGAAUGAAGUCAACGUGACCAUCUCAGGAUCUGUGUGUGACAUUCAAUCCACCAACAACACACACAUCGUCUGUGUGACGAACGCUCAGCACCAGUCUCAGGAAACCAAAGUCAGAGUCAGCAUCGGAAACCGAGGCAUCGCCAAGAUGGAUAAGGCACACUUCUUCUACAUUGACGUGUGGUCAUCCAGGUUCACGUGGGGAGGUCUGUCUCCACCCGAGAAGGGCUCGUUUGCCGUCAUCACUGAAGGCCAGACCAUCCUGCUGGACACCAGCACCCCUGUGCUGAAAAUGCUCCUCAUUCAAGGAGGGACGUUGGUGUUUGAUGAAGCGGACAUCGAGCUGCAGGCAGAAAACAUCCUGAUCACAGACGGUGGACGGCUCCAGAUCGGCCAGGAGGGGGCGCCAUUCCAACACAAGGCCAUCAUCACACUUCAUGGACACCUGCGCUCCCCUGAACUUCCUGUUUAUGGAGCCAAGACGCUGGCUGUCAGAGAGGGAGUGCUGGACCUGCAUGGUAUUCCAAUUCCUGUCCCCUGGACCCACUUGGCCCAGACGGCAACCAGCGGCUCCGUCACACUGACUCUGAUGAAGGCAGUGACAUGGAAAGCUGGAGAUGAAAUUGUCAUCGCUUCCACCGGCCACAGGCACAGCCAGAGAGAGAACGAGGUGAGGAGGAUUGCCGCCGUGUCGGCUGAUGGCAAGAAUGUAACCCUGACCGAACCGCUCAAGUACACUCACCUCGGGGUGACCGUCACGCUGCCCGAUGGUACGGUGUUUGAGGGCCGAGCUGAGGUGGGUGUCCUCACCAGGAACAUUGUUGUACGAGGCUCCCAAAACCAAGAAUGGGACGACAAGAUCGAAGCCUGCCCCGAUGGCUUUAACACAGGUGAAUUCGCCACCCAAACCUGUUUCCAAGGACGGUUUGGGGAGGAGGUCGGCAGCGAUCAGUUCGGAGGUUGCAUCAUGUUCCACGCACCAAGACCAAAUGAGAAUCUUGCAAUCGGCAGACUGGAAUAUGUUGAGGUCUUCCAUGCAGGACAGGCCUUCAGGCUGGGACGUUAUCCCAUCCACUGGCAUCUGAUGGGAGACAUCAACUACAAGUCAUAUGUGCGAGGUUGUGCUAUCCAUCAGACCUUCAACAGGGCCGUAACCAUUCACAACACUCACCGGCUGCUGGUGGAGCACAACGUUAUCUACGACAUCAUGGGUGGGGCCUUCUUCAUCGAGGACGGCAUUGAGACGCAGAACAUCCUGCAGUACAACCUGGCUGUGUUUGUCAAGCAAAGCACCAGCCUGCUGAACGACGACGUCACUCCUGCAGCCUACUGGGUCACUAAUCCCAACAACAUCAUCCGCCACAACGCUGCCGCAGGGGGCACCCACUUCGGCUUCUGGUACCGCAUGCACGAGCACCCUGAUGGCCCUUCCUUUGACCAAAACAUCUGCCAGAAGCGGGUUCCCCUCGGUGAGUUUUACAACAACACCGUUCACUCUCAGGGCUGGUUUGGCCUUUGGAUCUUCGCAGACUUCUUCCCCGUGAAGAACGGAGCCUGCUACUCCCAAACCCCUGAGCCAGCUGUCUUCCACUCUCUCACAACCUGGAACUGUGAGAAAGGUGCCGAGUGGGUCAAUGGUGGAGCCGUGCAGUUCAACAGCUUCCUCAUGGUCAACAAUGAGAAAGCCGGUAUUGAAGCCAAGCACAUCAUGCAGUGGGCUGUGAGCAACUUCGGAGAGGAAGGAGGGGCGACCAUAUCCAACAGCACCAUUGUGGCCUAUGUAGACGAGCUCGGACUUGGAAAUGACUACAGCACGCGACGAGGUAUCAUCGCGCCACCGGACGAUGGUCUGAGUGUCCUUAACACCAAGUUCAUCAACUUCAACAGUAGUUUAAGCGCAGCCAUCGGGGUAGCCUCAAUCGAUGGGAGGUGUGGGGAUCAGUGUGGUGGCUGGGCUGUCAGGUUUAGCGGUAUCCAGUACUUCAAUUCACCCAACAAGGCUGGCUUCAGGUGGGAGCAUGAGGUGCAGCUGGUGGACACUGAUGGCUCCCUCACAGGAAACAUCAACCACACAGUCGUGCCUUCGAGCCCCUUGCUGGACCCCGCUCACUGUUCCGUGAGUGCCGAGUGGAGCGUAGGUUUCCCCGGCACUGUGUGCGACCACACCGUCAACUUCCAUCGUUUGUGGAUCUACUACUCAUCACCGUCCUCUCUGGUCACGUUAACCAACUCACAUGGCGCCAGUGUGAUUGGCCUGAGAAUAGCCUUGCUGCCCUCUAAACAAAUCUACAACUGGAACUUUUACAAUAUGGAUCAAAUCACCUACAUCUAUUAUUAUGCCGUGUUCUACGGCUUCAAGUCCGAUCAAUAUGUGAUCAUCAACCACAACUUCGCCCAGAGUCCAGACAAAUUCCAUAUCAUCGAUUGGAGGAGCGGCUCAUCGACACCGCUGAGCUUCAGCAACAACACGAAUGGAGACUGGUACUUCAACAAGACCUCCAACAACCUCUCCUACAUCGUAUCUGGGAAGACGAGCCAGCGCACGCGUCUUGGCAGCAUUGACCCCUCCAUGAUGGACAUCGCGGUGAACUUGGUGGUCUACCGCUGCUUCUACCCCAACUGCAUCGAACCACCUCCAGCCACACUCCCCCCCUUACCCACUCACCUGCCUGGCAACUUCACUGAGACUUUUAACCAGACCUACGUUAGGCCAAAGCGUCUGUGGUCUGAUGCCUCUUUCUGGAACAGUUCAGCUGAAAAUAACUUUGCUGUACCAACAGAGGGCUCUGAUGUGGUCAUCCCAGCAGUGGAGUGGGUUGUUUUGGACAUCAACACUCCUCCCCUCAACAAGCUGACGGUCAUUGGAGUUCUUGAAAUCCCCGACAACAUGAACAGCUCGUUCUCCAGACAGGCUCAGGCUGCUCCUGAAUACAGAACUGUGGUGGUAGACGCCGUCUACAUCUCCAUCCAGGGCGGCAGGCUGAUCGCAGGACGGGCUGACGAACCAUUCAGAGGUCAGCUGCACAUCAAACUGAGAGGGAACCACCGCACGCCUGACUGGCUUCUGCCUAACGGACCCAACCAGGGAUCCAAAGUCCUGGGUGUGUUUGGUACGCUGGAGCUCUACGGACAACCUCACAACGUUUACCACACCAAACUGGCUGCCACUGCUGACGCUGGAUCCAACACUCUGAUCCUGUCGCAGUCUAUGGACUGGCAGGUUGGAGACGAGGUCGUCAUCUCCACCACCAGCUACAACGCGUUGGAGACAGAAAAACGUCAGAUCACCACCGUGUCAGCAGAUGGCCGUAAUCUGACCCUGAACCAGCCUUUGACCUACACUCACAUUGGUGAGACUCACUCCGUCUCUGGUACAUCAUUCUCCUACACUCUGGCGGCUGAUGUUGGUCUCGUGACCAGAAACAUUAAGAUCAUCGGUCAGGAGUAUCCAGAUAUGAUUACGGAGUCGUUCGGAGCCAGACUUUUGGUGGGCACCUACUCGUGGGCCGGAAUCGUAUAUAAAGGCAAGGCUCAGAUCAGGAACGUGGAGUUCUUCCGCUCUGGUCAGGGUGGCUGGACCGACUACACCGACCCUCGUUACUCUGUGGCAUUCCUCAACCUGGGAGAGGUUUCAGAAAAAGACUCGUACAUUCAGGGUUGUGCUUUCCAUGAUGGCUUCUCUCCAGCCAUCGGAGUCUUUGGGACGGACGGACUGAACGUUGAUGAUAACGUUGUCUACCGCACUGUGGGAGAAGGUUUCAGAAUUUGGGGCAACAAGAUAAAACUGAGGAGGAACCUGGUGAUGAUGACUGGAUACAGAGAGCAGCCCGUCAACUACGCCUGGAACGCUGCCAUUGAGGUCAAUGAGGGGACAAACGUUAUGCUGCAGCAUAACAUUGUGGCAGGUUACGAGAGAGUCGCUUAUCGUAUCGAUGGUGAACCAUGUCCAGGUUAUAUGAACAAGAAUGAGAAGUGGAUUCACAAUGAGGCUCACGGCGGUCUGUUCGGAGUCUAUCUGAACAAAGACGGUUUGCCCGGCUGCAGCCUCAUCCAGGGCUUCUUCGUCUGGAGGAGCUUUGACUAUGGCAUCUACUUCCAGACCAUCAUGGAUGUUAUUGUUUCCAACGUGACCCUGGUGGACAACGGGAUGGGCAUCAUGCCUCUCAUCUUCGCUCCUCCUUCUCUCUCCCACGCGUAUGCAGAUAAAACUGCACAUAUUCAGAAUGCCUUGAUUGUUGGCAGCAGCCCGAGUUUCAACUGUUCAGACACUUUGCCCAGCAGUGACAUUAAUAUGGUCAUCAGCAAAGCCCAUCGAGCCCCAAGGCCUCUCAAAGGUGGCAGAUCUGGAAUCUGUUGGCCAACUUUUGGAUCUGCACACAACAGUGCUCCAAUAAAUCCCCAUCAUGUGAACAACAACUACAACGCCAUCAAAGGACUGAUGAAAGUCAUAGACACGACAUUCGUUGGUUUCCGAAACGUCUGCUCCAGCGAGACUAACUUCAUGUUCAUCACCAACCCGAUCAACGAGGACCUGCAGCACCCUGUGCACGUUUCAGGCAUAAUGAUGAUCAACAGCACAGAGCAGGCCAGAGUCUUCGUCCACAGGCCUGAUGUGAGUAAAGCGAACCCAUCUGACUGUGUGGACAUGGACUGCGACGCGAAGAAGAAGACCUUGUUGAAGGACUUGGACGGUUCAUUCCUGGGUGCAGUGGGAGCUGUGGUGCCUCAGUCCGAGUAUGAGUGGGGAGGUGAUCCCAGGAGAGGGCUGGGCGACUACCGCAUCCCAAAAGUCAUGCUCACUUUCCUCAACGGCAGCCGCAUCCCGGUGAACCAGAUUGCUCCACAGAAAGGUGUGAUCAGGAAAGACUGCACUUACAUGAGUUCCUGGCAGAGCUACAAGUGUUUCGGGCUGAACUACAGGAUGCUGGCGAUUGAGAGUCUGGACUCUGACACAGAGACCAGACGUCUGUCCCCUGUCGCUGUGCUCGGAGACGGCUUUUUGGAUCUGAUCAACGGUCCUCAGGACCACGGUUGGUGUUCAGGCUACACCUGCCGGAAGAGAGUGUCUCUCUUCCACAGCAUCGUGGCCACCGGUCGCUCCUUCGAGGUCUUCUUCACCAGUACUAGCCCUCAGAAACUUCGCCUCAUGAUGCUCAACGCUGAUCCAUCUGAGAGCGUCAUGGUGUCAGUCUUCUACUCCAAGCCGCAGCGGUUGGAUGUGUAUGUAAACAACAAUCUAAUUGCCCCAACUAACGUUCAGUGGAACGCUGACAACACUGACUACACCCUGAAGAAGCCCAUCUAUGCAGAUCAAUACGUCCCCCAAUUGAACGCCACUGUGGGCUCCAACUACUUUGACCGGGACUACAAGAUGUUGAAGGUCGUACUGAGAGGCACCCAGCCAGUGGAGAUCCGAACUUCCCCGCUUCUCUUCAUCUCCUUUGAGCUGCCCGCCAUGACUGAGGAUCAGUUCUUCGGCAAAAGCCUGAUCCAGAACCUUGCUGCUUUUCUCAACAUUCCCCCAAAUAUGAUCCGAAUCACUAAUAUCAUCCGGGGGGAUGGAGGCGCACGGCGCAGGAAGAGAGCUACGAGCCUGAAGGUGGAGGUGGAGAUCAGGAAACCUCCAGUGCAGCAAACCACCAACAGCACCAACAAUGAGGAGGACUUUACGUUGUUGAAGAGCAUCGCUGAUGGUCUGGGUCAGGCAGCAGUUUCCGGAAACCUCAGUCAGUCCAUCGGCUUCAACGUCUCUUCGAUGGGCAUCAUCCGGCCUCCUCCCCCAUUAUCUGACCCCAGCUGGAAUCAGGAGGCCACAGCAGAAGUGACGAGGGAGGAGCCUACAGUGAGCUACGUGUCCAGGUUGUACAAUCUGCUGCUGAUAGAGGAGCCGAUAGCCGGAGAGUCUGUGGGUCCUCUGUACCAGCAGCCCAGUCUCAUGGCUGUGGAUCAGCAGGGUAACUGCGUCUCUGUGGGAGUGACAACUCUCACCGUAACAGCCAGCCUGAAGAACUCCAGCGAUAACAGCGUAGACGGACUGGAAGGAAACACCACCAUCCUAUUCAGCACCUGCUGGGCAAACUUCACCGACCUGUCCAUUCAAAACACCGGUAAGGACCUUACCAUGGUCUUCACUCUGAAGGAGUGGGGUGUCCAGUCACGCGCCUUCUCCGUUAAAAGCACUUCAGGUACUCCGACUCCAUCCACUCAGACUCCAUCCACUCAGGCUCCGUCCACUCAGGCUCCAUCCACUCAGGCUCCAUCCACUCAGACUCCAUCCACUCUGUCCACAAACCAACCACAGGCCACUACCAGCAAGAGCACCUUAAGCUCCAGCUCAACCGUGUCUGCCGGCAGUCUGUGUCUGGUCAGCAUCAUGUACGCUGUGGCCUGCUUCUUAGAUGGCACCCCCAUAUGUUAAAUAGUUCUGUGACAUUAAGAGGGUUUUAUGAAGGACACCUCAACAUGAACAAGUCUGCUAAAUAAAAAAAUGUAAUCCUUAAAUAUAUUAUGCACAUGGGUGGUUUUUCUUUUCCUGUGGUCAAUUUGUAUUAAGAUUUUUUUAAUGAUUGGGAUGGGGUUAAAAUAUAAUUUUUUUUCGUUCUGGUGUUGUAUUAUGUGUGAAUGUCUGUUAGAUAUGAUAACACUUUGAGUGUAAGAUCCAUAUAGGUUUUAUAUUUUAAAACAGACUGACUGUAACAAGAUGAAGGAAAAUAUGAAGAUUGCA